GCCAGGUUGUUGAAACCGGAGGGAAAGAAACGGGAUCGCCCAGCUCCAGAGGAAAAUCUGGACUGCUCCGAGGCUGCGUGCUCCUGAGCGCUCAGCUGCUGCCCCGAAGGGAAUGCUAUGGGAAAGAUCUUUCGUGAAAGAUUUCUGUGCUUGAUUUGUUCCUGACCUUCCAUAAAAAUGUCCAAGCAACAGCCUGCUCAGUUUACCAAUCCAGAAACCCCUGGCUAUGUUGGAUUUGCAAACCUUCCCAAUCAGGUUCACCGGAAGUCUGUGAAAAAGGGGUUUGAAUUUACUCUUAUGGUGGUUGGUGAAUCUGGGUUGGGAAAAUCUACAUUGAUAAACAGCCUCUUCUUGACAGAUCUCUACCCAGAACGGAUAAUCCCAGGAGCUGCUGAGAAGAUUGAACGCACUGUGCAGAUCGAAGCCUCAACAGUUGAAAUUGAAGAGAGAGGUGUGAAACUGCGUCUGACAGUUGUAGAUACACCAGGAUAUGGGGAUGCUAUCAAUUGUCGAGACUGUUUUAAGACCAUAAUCUCUUACAUUGAUGAGCAGUUUGAGCGAUAUCUGCAUGAUGAGAGUGGUUUGAACAGAAGGCAUAUCAUCGAUAACCGGGUUCAUUGCUGCUUCUAUUUCAUUUCACCAUUUGGUCACGGCCUUAAGCCUCUGGAUGUUGAGUUUAUGAAGGCCAUACACAAUAAAGUAAAUAUUGUACCAGUGAUUGCAAAAGCUGAUACGCUUUCUCUGAAAGAGCGAGAAAGACUAAAGAAAAGGAUUCUGGAUGAAAUAGAAGAGCAUGGCAUCAAGAUCUAUCACCUGCCAGAUGCUGAAUCAGAUGAGGAUGAAGAUUUUAAAGAACAGACCAGACUCCUGAAGGCCAGCAUUCCAUUUUGUGUAGUGGGAUCCAAUCAACUCAUUGAAGCCAAAGGUAAAAAAGUUAGAGGUCGACUCUACCCAUGGGGUGUAGUUGAAGUGGAGAAUCCAGAACAUAAUGACUUCCUGAAGCUGAGGACCAUGUUAAUCACCCAUAUGCAAGAUCUUCAGGAGGUGACCCAGGAUCUUCACUAUGAGAACUUCCGCUCUGAGAGGCUCAAACGAGGUGGCAGGAAAAUAGAAGAUGAAGAAGUAAAUAAAGACCAGAUUCUGCUUGAAAAAGAAGCUGAACUUCGUCGCAUGCAGGAGAUGAUUGCAAGAAUGCAGGCACAGAUGCAGAUGCAGAUGCAAAGUGGAGAAGGAGAUAGCAGUGCAGUUCACGGACACCAUGUAUAAAGUCUUUGAUUACUUUAUACCCUGACUUAGAGGAGACAUUCUGGAGUUGAAUUACAGCAGUGUUAAACCAGAAAGGAUGCCUUGUACUCAACAUGUGACACGGCCUUUGCUUUAGAGUUUAACAUGGAAAUGCAUGGUGGUAACUCUUGUUAUAGGUAUUUCAUAACAUGUAGUCAGUUGGUAUUUUAUAUAUUAUACACCUUUGACUUUGUUUGGUAAUCCAUAUAUUGAGCUUAUUUUCAAUUUCCCAUUGUAUUAGGGAUACAAAAUAGACAUUGGAACUUUUCUAGCCUGAUAGGGUGUUAGAUAAUAAUUUUUUUUUUAACACGGCUUAGUAGCUCCCUGCUUUUAACUUUUACAUGUAGAAAUAAACAGCUGUCAGUGUCAAUGGCAUGUAACAGUCACCUCACUAGGGAUCUCUGCAAGGUUAAUUUUAUAUUUUUUGCAGUGUUUACAGGUGUGUGUCUGACACCAUCAGCGCUUUUUCUGUCUCUGCUCAGGGCAAAUAAUAUCCUUGGCUUCUGCAAGCAUCAAAUUAAAAUUCAAGCAUGCCUUGUGUCUUAACAAAAGAAAGAAGAGGAAAUGCCUUUUCAAGAGGCAUACUGUAUUUUAUAUGACAGUCAUUAUUUCCUUCUGAUUUAAUCUUGAGGGGUAUAUAUUCUUUAUUGUUUGCCUAAAACCUCUUACUCUAUUGCAGAUAACUUUUAAGAGUUUCUUGUAGGCUAGCACAAAUCAGUCCUGCUAUUUUCUGGCAUUACUGUAACCAAAUAAACUUGAAUAAUUCUGAUACUGUUCAAUGAGGUAGACCCCAAAGAGUAGUUUGCUAUGCGUGGGUGUUCCCUAUAUCUAAAUGUAUAAGAUAUUCUAUAAUUCCUAAUAAAUAUUUUUAUACAAUUUUUAGGGCAUUGCAAACUGUUAAUUGUAGUAUAAAAUAUAUACUAGCUCCCUUCUUUUUUUUAGUGAUCUGUCCCUGACAGGAUCAAUGCAAACUGUAUUUUAAGGUCUUGCUCCAAGAUGGAGCUAGCAGUAUUACUUUGGAAGUGACUCUGGUAAGUGACACCUUUUCUUGUUUGUUUUGUGGUGUUUUUUUUUUUUAUAUUAGGCCAAGGUCACUUUCCUUAACAUUGAUAGUAAAGGAGACUGGUUUUUAGCAUGGCUGGACUUCUAGUACAUGUCAUGUUUGGUAUUGUAUUUGCAGUACAUAACAGCUGUGUUAUACAGCUACAUAGAUAAUAGCUGAUAGCAUAAGCAGUAAUACGCCAUGGUUGUUUUUUCUACUACUUCUGAUAGAGCCAGCAAUCAGAUUUCCUAAUAUGAUCUGUUACAAAACAUUAUCUGAACAGCUAAUAAAUAGAUAGAAUUGCAACUUUUUUCUCUUCUUUGACCUCAGGUGCAGCUGUGACUUUUAUAAUUUUUUUUAAUGUUUCUUUGAAACAAUUAAUAGGAUUUCUACAGCUAGUGUAUAACUCCAGUGGUGCUUCAAGUGGCUAGAUUAAAUAUAAACCUGCUAAGCAACUGAAAUUUUUACCUGUCUGAAACUACUGUUGAUGAAUUGUUUUAUAUUUGAAUCUUUCUAAAAAUGUGAUGUAAAAUCCUGCGUCGUAGCCUUUGCUAGGGAGCUCCAGUUUUCUUCUCAAAAGCAAUUACUGUAAAAGUUUUGAACAAUUCAUUUGAGCUUCUCUAACCUUGACAAAGUGAAAAUGAGAGUUUUUUUCUAUGUUGAGAUGCACAGAGAUGUUAAGUCCCAUUUUGUCAAGUAUUUAUCUAUAAAACUUAAAUGGCGCAAACAUGCACUUCCAAGUUCUUGUCGUCUUUGUUUCUACACGUUCUUUCGAAAAAACUAAUGUGGCAUUAUUGUCAGAAAACACUCCACAACACCUUAUUUAUUUCUAAAUCUUUUGAUAUCUUUUUAUGAAUCAGUUGUCAUAAAUUUACCAAAAGAACUUACUAUAACCUUAAGUCAUUGAAUACUUUGUGAAGUCCCAUGCUGUUCUACAGUUGCCACAAGUCUGGGUGGUUGUUUUUUUUUUUCUGAUAAUGCAGCAUUUGUCCACUUCUAAGCUAUUUGUCUGGCAUCUAUUAAAUGUUUUGAACACAGCAUGCUUCAGACACUGUCCUCUUUGCCAAGGAGAGCAACUGUGGGACGUUCACGUUUUCAUCUGUAAGCUUGGUGUGGUAUGGUAAGCUGUAGUAGUAUUAUGAACCCGUACUUGAAGAAAAAAUGUGAAAUCUAAAAUGUUAUGCAAAGGGGGACUAGUUGUACAUGUAACUCUGUGUAUGUUGGUUUGGUAGUUUUUUCCUGUAUUUUUUUAACAUGGGGACAAAAGUAGAUUGUCCAUGCAUUUAGUGCUAUUUGGCCACUACCUGUGGAAUUAUGUUAGGCAAUGUCUUACUCUCUGAAAUAUGUAUCUAUUAAAAUAUUUGAUCAGGAUAAAGUGUUCUGUUUGAUUCUUAGGCAAAUAAUUUUUGAUAUGCAAAUUCUAGCAGGAGAAGUAUUUGUGGGUUGGUUUGAGUUGUUGUGUUGUUUGGUUGGUUGGUGGUUGUUUGUUUGUUUUUUUAAUAGGAAAAAGCAAGUUUAUGGGACUUGCCAUUUUAACCCAAAUACUUAAGACAGCCAAUUGCUUCUUCUUCCCAAAUCUCUUCUCCUUCACUCUUCUUGUGAUGGUCUUGCAAUUAGUGGUUUCAUGGUAAGAAAUGAAAAGUGAGACUACCUUUCUCAGAUUCUGUUUCAGACAAACUCAACUACUGGUAGAAGAAAGACUUGGGUAGAAGAAAGAUUUGGAGACAAAAGGUAGAUGUUGAUUCAUGGCUUCCUGAACUGGCCACAGUUGUUUUUCUGUUACAGUAUUGUAAUGGUUUUUAUUUUAGGAGUCAAAAUACUUUUGAAUUUGCAAAGCUUUAUAGCAGGUAGCAAAAAUGACUUGCUCUUUGUACAAAAAUCUGUUCUAUUUCGGUUUAUGUACUGCCAUUAGCCAAGACUAUAAUAAAAAUACUGAAAUACA
Molecule: messenger RNA, 4268 nt
Organism: Phalacrocorax carbo (great cormorant)
Lineage: Eukaryota; Metazoa; Chordata; Aves; Suliformes; Phalacrocoracidae
Source: RefSeq, a predicted model, not a curated record